AGGGGGUUUCCGUGGUUACCGUAAACAAGGCCCGGACCAGAGGGCUAGCUGCUGAGCCGCCGUCCCAGCCGCCGGCAUGAUUCCCCCUGCUGACUCUCUGCUCAAGUAUGACACCCCGGUGUUGGUGAGCCGGAACACUGAGAAACGGAGCCCCAAAGCUCGGCCUCUGAAAGUCAGCCCCCAGCAGCCUGGACCCUCAGGUCCAGUCCCACAGCCGCCCAAAGCCAAGCUCCCCUCAACUUCCUGUAUCCCAGAUCCUACAAAGCAGGCAGAAGAAAUCUUGAAUGCCAUCCUGCCCCCAAGGGAGUGGGUGGAGGACACGCAGCUAUGGAUCCAGCAGGUGUCCAGCACCCCCAGCACCAGGAUGGACGUGGUGCACCUCCAGGAGCAGCUGGACCUGAAGCUGCAGCAGCGGCAAGCCAGGGAGACGGGCAUCUGCCCUGUCCGCAGGGAGCUCUACUCACAGUGUUUUGAUGAGCUGAUCCGGGAGGUGACCAUCAACUGUGCAGAGAGGGGGCUGCUGCUACUGCGAGUCCGGGACGAGAUUCGCAUGACCAUCGCUGCCUACCAGACCUUGUACGAGAGCAGCGUGGCGUUUGGCAUGAGGAAGGCGCUGCAGGCUGAGCAGGGGAAGUCAGACAUGGAGAAGAAAAUUGCAGAACUGGAAACGGAAAAGAGAGACUUGGAGAGGCAAGUGAACGAGCAAAAGGCAAAAUGCGAGGCCACUGAGAAGCGGGAGACCGAGCGGCGACAGGUGGAGGAGAAGAAGCACAAUGAGGAGAUUCAGUUCCUGAAGCGGACAAAUCAGCAGCUGAAGGCCCAACUGGAAGGCAUUAUUGCACCAAAGAAGUGAUAAUUUCCAUAUGGGUCUCAGCGAACACUACCACCCCAUCACAAGCCCUUUGUAAUAAAAAGCUAGUUUCCUGAGUGAACAAGCCAUCCCCUCCCCUGACCACCACCUACACAUUUGUCAGAAGUCACACUAUUGCCCCAGUGUCAUGGGACACCUACAGUCUGGCAACCAGGCUCCUGGUUAGGCAAGAGGGUGGCGUGACCCUGAUAGUCUCGGUAUGCAACUUGUGGGCCAACCAGGAGAUUCGCCAACUCAAAUAGUAAGACUGAGAAGGAACUGCUUUCCCAUCUCAUCCACCAUCCAUCUGUGGCCAAAGGAAGCUACUCCUGUCUCUCAAAUGUCUGGUUCACAGGUUCCCUUGUAUCCUAACUGGGGCUUCUCUGGCCUCGGUCAUUCCAUUUUCAUUCCUAACCAAUGCAGUUUUGGUAACUCAUUUUGGAGCUUUGUUUUUCUGCUGUAUGGUCUCAUCCCCACCCACCACAUCAACUGGAUCUCUUCCUUAGUCUAAGAGUUCAGGGAACAGCGGCAGCAGCAGACCCAGGCAGCGGAGGAAGUAAAUGUUUGCUGGAAAGGAAUCCAAGUCCCAGUGUCCUUUGUGAGCUGUGCACACUUCAGCUCCUCCCUCCCAUAGACAUCGUUCACCUUAUUCUGCAGAAAAAUUGAACUCUAACUCCACAUCCCCAUAGUUACCUGUUUAAACAACUGGAGAGGUAACCGUC
Messenger RNA from Ictidomys tridecemlineatus (thirteen-lined ground squirrel), 1572 nucleotides. It is a transcript of the gene Dnali1, whose product is annotated as dynein axonemal light intermediate chain 1. The record is from RefSeq and is a predicted model, not a curated record. Gene Ontology annotation, molecular function: dynein heavy chain binding. Gene Ontology annotation, cellular component: ciliary base; axoneme. NCBI's taxonomy places the organism in Eukaryota, Metazoa, Chordata, Mammalia, Rodentia, Sciuridae.